Messenger RNA from Paramormyrops kingsleyae, 2936 nucleotides. RefSeq names its product major facilitator superfamily domain containing 1 (gene mfsd1). The record is from RefSeq and is a predicted model, not a curated record. Gene Ontology annotation, molecular function: transmembrane transporter activity. Lineage: Eukaryota; Metazoa; Chordata; Actinopteri; Osteoglossiformes; Mormyridae. Gene Ontology annotation, biological process: transmembrane transport. Gene Ontology annotation, cellular component: lysosome.
ACCAGGCGCUGUUUUGCUUUUCGAUGUUUUGUCGCAGUCCCGGCCGGGCUGAAAAUGGCGGAGAGUUCAGAACGGCAAAGCCUGAUGGAUGGAGAGGGUGACUCCUUCCCGAGCCGCGAUGGCGGCUCCUCGAAUUCAAUGUUGGCCAUAUGCGAUCCGACUCGACUGGCCCAUAGAUUCGUGGUAUUGCUGUUAAUGUGCUUUUUAGGUUUUGGGAGUUAUUUCUGCUAUGACAACCCGGCCGCCUUGCAGACGCAGAUUAAGCAGGACAUGGAGCUGAAUACGUCCCAGUUCAUGCAGCUGUACGCCUGGUACUCCUGGCCCAAUGUCGUCCUAUGCUUCCUGGGAGGAUUUUUAUUGGACAGAGUCUUUGGCAUUAGGCUGGGGACAGUCAUCUUCUCCAUCCUUGUGUGUGUUGGACAGGUCAUAUUUGCUGCUGGUGCACUUUUCAAUGCUUUCUGGUUGAUGGUAUUUGGACGUUUUGUCUUUGGCAUUGGAGGCGAGUCCUUGGCUGUGGCCCAGAAUACCUAUGCUGUGAACUGGUUCAAGGGGAGAGGUCUGAACCUUGUGUUCGGUCUUCAGCUCAGUAUGGCGCGUCUGGGUAGCACCGUGAACAUGAACGUGAUGGGACUGGUGUACCACCGAAUCUGGGACUGGAGGGGGUCCACGGGCUACUCCACGCUGGGCGUCGUGCUGAUGAUUGCGUCCGCUACAUGCGUGUUCUCCUUGGCUUGUGCGGUGAUCCUUGGCUACCUUGACAAACGGGCUGAACGACUUUUAAACAAAGAAGAAGGCAAAACCGGAGAAGUGAUCAAGCUGUCUGAUGUGAAAGACUUCCCCCCCUCUCUCUGGCUCAUCUUCAUCAUUUGCGUGGGCUACUAUGUGGCUGUCUUUCCCUUCAUUGGGCUUGGCCAGGUUUUCUUCAUUGAAAAGUUCAAUUUUUCACCAGCUGAAGCAAGUGCUAUUAACAGUGUUGUGUACAUCAUCUCAGCCCCAGCAUCGCCCAUCCUUGGCUUCAUGGUGGAUAAGACUGGGAAGAACAUACUCUGGGUGGUGAUGGCUGUUGUCGUCACUCUGGCUUCCCAUAUGAUGCUUGCCUUCACCUUCUGGAACCCCUGGAUUGCUAUGAGCCUGCUGGGUGUGUCCUACUCUCUGCUAGCAUGUGCGCUGUGGCCCAUGGUUGCCUAUGUGGUCCCAGAGCACCAGCUGGGAACUGCCUAUGGAUUCAUGCAGUCCAUACAGAAUCUGGGUCUGGCUCUGAUCUCUAUGGCGGCGGGGGGCAUCCUUGACAGCCGGGGUUACCUGUUCCUUGAGGUCUUCUUCUGUGCUUUUGUCUGCUUGGCCCUGGUUGCUGUUGUGGUGCUGUACUUCCUCAAUCUUAUCAGAGGAGGAGAACUGAACUUGUCACCAUCCGCCAGGGCCGAACUCCACAAGGACAGUCCGUCUGAAUCAGAGUGAUGACACUGAGUCGUGAGGCUCAAGCUGGCUGUCACCACUGACCUGAGGAGCCUCAGCCGUUGUUUACCCGGGGCUCCUCCCACAGCACUGACAGACCGCCCACAUUUUACGCAGACUCCUCCCACAGUGCACAUGGGGCUCGCAGUGUACUCUCCUCCCAGGGUUGUAUAGAGAGCUCUGCUCCAGUGCCACCUUUUAAUUGUCCCUCAUACACAUCGCCCUGCAAAAUUUUUACGACGUAUUGGUCAGUUGUUGCACUAUCUACGUUUCAUUUCUAGAGAUGCAGACAAAGAGCCAGGUAAUAAGGACGAAAGUUGCUUUCCUGAGUUGUGUAAAUCGGCUCAUUGUACCCUGGCCAGAGCUCUGCCAGUCCCUGGGUGGUGACGGGUGGGCUUAAGGCACUUGCUUCACUGUUAUGGGCUCUACUGGAAUGCCACUUUCCUCUUAAGUGUGUUUGUGUGUGUAUGUCCUUGUUGAGUGAUCUGUUGUACAAGCAGCCCUUUUCUGAAUGAGCAUCCAUUGAUUUUUAUUUUUUUAUUUUAUUUUUUUAUCGUGUCAGAUCUUAAAGGUUCUUAAAAUGCGUAUGUGAUGGUGGCAUCAUGCAUUCAAAACAGUUCAAUCAGCAAAUGUCUGAUUUAUUUAUCUGUAACUGAACAUUAGGCUGGGUCACAGUGUUCAUUUAAUGGAUGGGUCUCCCUGUUGUCUUGUUACUUUUACAAUGUCAAGCUGCUUGCUGUUCAUCUCUCUGCUGACUUCAGCAUUGAAUUGCCAGCUGCAGUUAAAGGUCUGUUCAUGCCGGAAUCCUGUUCCAGGCCGCCUGCGAUUCUAUUAAUGCCAUUACUGGGUGGUAACAGCAGGCUCUAUCUCUCAGUCACUGAUGUUUGGGCAUUAGGUGUUACAAAGGAUGCUGGGAAUGUUCUUUAUUCCAAACGUGGACUCCUGAGCUGUCCUGGUAACGGCCAUGUGCUCCAGACCAAACUUUUAAAAAUUUCAGACUGUGAGCUUUGCGGCAAAAACUCCUGCAAUACUGAACAUGUUAAACUGCUUCUACGUUUGCUUUGAACAGGGGGGUCUCCUAUCUGAUUUGAGUGGUCUCUGCUUUUUUUUUUUAAUCCCUCAACAUAAUGUGUGCCCAGUUUUUAAAAUUAACUACAUAAAAGCACAGUUUUUACUAAACGCAUCCAUGAUAAGGUGCCUGCUUUGUAGUACGACUAUGAUCUUAUCAAGAACACCGUCAGGAAAAAAAGUACUAAUUUGUACCUUUGCUUGUCCCUGGGGCUAUACCCUCAAGGGUCUGCCAAUUGUACCGUAGCUGUAGGUAAAUGUACCAUUUAGUCUAAUUAAAGCUACAGAAAUGGACUCUGAGGAACAUCCCCAAGGUACUAAAAUGUUCUCAUAGUCCAUUUCUCUAUCUUAAAAGGUACAAUUACCUACAGCUAAGGGUACAAUUGGCAGACCCUUGAGGGUACAGCCCAAGU